Cynoglossus semilaevis (tongue sole) is the source of this 4331-nucleotide messenger RNA. RefSeq names its product zinc finger protein 592 (gene znf592). The coding region runs from base 521 to 4243 and encodes 1240 amino acids. The record is from RefSeq and is a predicted model, not a curated record. The transcript has 9 exons. NCBI's taxonomy places the organism in Eukaryota, Metazoa, Chordata, Actinopteri, Pleuronectiformes, Cynoglossidae.
CUGUAAUCAAAUACAGCCAUGACGUCUUCAUUGCGUGUUCACAGCUGAACCACACGUCAAGAUCUCAUUCUCCUUUUUAAGUGAACAUAAAGAACUAUUUCAAUAAUUGAAAGCUGACACUUUGAUUUUAAUAUUAUCAUUGGUAGAUUGUUUUAUUAAAUAGUUGCAUAUUUACUUUUUUUUCUAGCUGCCAAUGACAAGUAAGUUACCCCGACAUCAUGAAGGUGACAGUAGUAAUACCAACGAAUACAUAAUUUUAAAACACGGUGUGGUUUGUCAAGUGGACAAGUUUAAGUCCUAACCGAACGCCUACGUCGCCUGUAAGACAGUGCGGUGGGCCUAUUUUGUUGCACAACGGAAACGGAAGUAAGCGCUGUUAGCUUGUAGCUUAGCUAUGAAAUUCUGCAGCAGCCUAACGUAGCUGGAGAGCUGUCGGCGCCUAUAGCUAUCUGCUUUUCAGGCUAAGUUACCUGAGCUGCUAAACUCAAGCGGUUCAAAUGGUUUGUGAAACUGUGCAGCCAUGGGUGACAUGAAAACCCCAGAUUUUGAUGAUCUGCUGGCUGCAUUUGACAUCCCCGAUGCCACAGGCUUGGAUGCUAAAGAGCCUAUCCAGGGGAGUCAUGAGGAGAGUCAGCUGAAGCACGCAGGAAUGUGUCUGGAUGAUGGCUUACUGAGCAACCAAACAGUCUCAGCUUCUGAUUUACCUGCCGUGAGUGUUAUUGUGAAAAACACAAGUCGCCAGGGGUCGCUAGAGGACUUUGGUGACAGGCUUCACACUGGCUCAGCGUUGCAGAAUGGAUUCAGGGGACAGGAAACCUCUCAUGAACCUGAGCUUGAUGAUCCUGGCUUCUCCAAAUCAUUUGCUUCUGCGUUGAAUGGUGAAGAUUCUAGAGAGUUCUUCUGCAAAACACCAGUUCAGCACAAAACUGACGGAACAGCAAUAUUUUCCCAGACGCAUUCCCAUUUUAGUCCCAUCUCAAGUCCGGAGUCUGAAGACACUCGCUGCAGUAGAGAAGACAUGCUUCCCAAACAAGAGAGACCCUGUUUCCCCGAAGCUCCAGUUUUGGCUGAGCCGUCAGUACCAGAUGACACCCAGAAGUUGGACUUCAGUAUGUUUGAGUGUCCAAAGGAUUCAGAUCUCCCCAAGAAAACUCAGAGCAGCCGAACAGGAAGUAGACAAAGUAAUGAGCCCACUGACGGUAGCAAACUGGAUUUUACACCUGAAGUGAAAAGUGCACGAACCCCACCGAACUGCAACCAGAACUUUGUGUCUAACUGCAAUUCAGGAGCCACAAUUGAUGUUCCCACCUCUUAUCCAUACAUCAAACCCCAGACGUCUAAACUAUCCUCUUGCCUUGAGGCUUUAGCGGCUUUAAAUCCUAGAAAAGAUCCCAGUGAGCAGACAAAUCUCAGAGACUCAGUAGCACUUCAUAAUGAUUCCACCAAAGCUAGCCCCAAGGUCCCCAUAUCCCCAAUAAGUCCCAGAAGUCCACUGGAAGCUGUGAAACGUUUAAUGAAACCUUCAGAUAGUCCUAUAAGUAUUUGCAGUGACAGCAGCGGCAUAGUGUCUCCAGCGGUGGCACCUGGGUCACCGCCCGCCAUACCGAGGGUCAGAAUUAAAACCAUCAAAACCACAUCUGGUCAGAUCAAGCGCACAGUCACCAGUGUCUUACCUGACUCGGAAACAGACGAAGUUCACUCGACCUACGAAUCGUCUCCUGCUCAGAGUAUGAUCAGCGAAGAUUCCUACUGUAACAUGUCUCCUCAUCAAAGUGCAGCUGCUGAUGUCGAAGUCCACAGCAGGGGCACACCCAGAAGUGCAGGUUCACCAAAUCUUCUGCACAAGAAAUUACUAACAAACCCCAGGAGGUCAGUUCCUCUGCAGGCCACAGCAGUCGUACAUCAUACCAAAAGAUCACGUCAACAGCACGGGCAGAAACCAAAGAGAGCGUCCGCCGCAACAGGCGCUUCCCCAAGCACAAGCUUCCUCCCCAAAGCGGUGCACUUAGCAAGUUUGAACCUGGUUCCUCAUAGCGUUGCCGCGUCAGUGGCUGCACGCUCCACUUCUCAUCAACAGAGCCAGCACACACUGGCCUCCACAGUGUACAGCACUGUCCCACUGGUGCACCAGGUCAAAACGGCAAACACUUACCCCCGAUCAUCCAUGCCCAACUCCAUAGCAGGAACCCUGAACCGACUAUUGAACAACACUAACCCUGUGCCUACGUACGUGCCCAACCUGAACCCACCUGCGGAGAGCGACAUCAGCCUUCCACCUCGUGGGUACUGCUGCCUUGAGUGUGGCGACUCCUUCGGGUUGGAGAGGAGUCUGGCGUACCACUACAGCAGGAGGAGCGUUCACAUCGAAGCGGGAUGUACACACUGUGCGAAGACGAUAGUGUUUUACAACAAGUGUGCUUUAUUGGCACAUGCCAGGGAGCACAAAAGUAACGGCAAGGUGAUGCAGUGCACGCAGCUUCACUUGAAACCCAUCGCCGAGGAACAGAUGUUUGUUCCCCUGAGCUCCGAACCUCUGAAUGUAGACUCUCAGCCAUUACUGUCAACUAAAAACCAAGCCGUCCUGCCCCUGUACCCGGACAACGUCGCCCGGCACAGAAUCAGGUGCUUAGAGUGCAACAAGCAGUUACCUGACCACAGUGCUCUGGCCGGCCAUUACCAGAGGUCGUCGGAGGACGUGGACGGACUUAUUUGUAAGGUGUGUUCAAUGUUGCUACCAAACAAGUGCAGCUUCAGAGCUCACCAACGCCUACAUGCACACAAGUCGCCGUACUGUUGUCCUGAGUGUGGCGGCCUGAGCCGCUCGGCUGACAUCCAGAAGCACGUCAAGGAAAACUGUUUGCACUACGCACGCAAGUCUUGGUACAAAUGUCUUCACUGUGAUAUGGUGUUCAAGACCUUCCAAGGACAAAAGAGUCACAUUGAAGAGAAACACUGUGAAGUCUUCUACAAGUGCUCCAUGUGCCCAGUUGCCUUAAAGACUCCUGAGAGCUGUGAGGUGCACAUGAAGAACAAACACAGUGCAAGCAAAACAAGUAGCCCUCAGUUAAUCUUUAAGUGUUCAUGUGAGACCAUAUUCAAGAAGAAGCCGUUGCUGUUGCAGCAUUUCCAUCAAAACGCCCACAAGCGCGUCACCUGUGUAUUCAAGUGUCCAGAAUGUAACUCCGUCUUUCCACAAAAGCAUCUUUUAAUGCAGCACUUCAAGUCCGUGCACAUAGGAACCACAACACCGGAGACGAAGAGCGAGAGUCGACAAUCUGACAACACCGACUGGUGCCAGGACAGACCCGUCCAACAGCAAAAGACUCAGAUGUCUGUCAAACACACAGACGGUCCCCGAAAGAAGGUGGAGCGGGGGGACAGCAGAACCCGAGUGAAACCGAACGGUUGGACGUGUGGCGAGUGUCUCCAGUGGUUUCCAGAGAGAGAUUCCUACAUUUCACAUGUGAAGAGCAAACACGGGAAGAAGGUGAAGAAGUAUCCAUGUCAACAUUGUGAGCAAUCUUUUAACUCUCCAAUCAGUCUGAAGAGACACGUUCGCAGUGACCAUCGAGGAAAAAAGAAAACCUUCACCUGUGGGUAUUGCACCGAUACAAAGACAGUAUUUACGACGAGUGUGAACUUGAAGAAUCACAUCAGUCUGAUGCACGGAAUCAAAAACCCUGACCUCAGCCAAAUGCCCAGAACAUUAACCCUGGAGUCCAAAAAAGUUUUGGCCAAGGGACGUUUAUUAGACGGACUUCCAGACGGCACACAGAAGGAGAGGCAGGAUCUGGGUGGGAGUCCGGGGGCUCCACCCGUGAAGCGUCUGAAAGCUCAGUUCCGCUGCUCCAAGUGUGGGUUUGUCACCGACGACAGCGCUCGGUUCCAGGAGCACAUACCUCAGCAUAAAACCGAUGAGAACACUCCUCAGUGCCUUCACUGCGGACUGUGUUUCACGUCCGUGCUGUCGCUCAACAGGCAUCUUUUUAUCGUCCACAAAGUCAAAGGUCCUGGUGAGGAGGACGAGGAAGGGAGGAAAGUAGUGAAGGUCAGAAAAGUGCAGCGUGAUAAUCAGCCCGUAAAGUCAGCAGAGACCGAGGGGAGAGACCAUUUGUCGACAGAUCUCGCCGAGACGGCGCCCUCGCAGGGAGAACGGCCGGUGAGUGUGAACUGUGAAACCACCGUGGACUGCGGCAUCAAAGUGAGCGCUCACUCUAACACACAAGCAGUGGCUUCACGGUAACAAAAGGCUGCGGCUCCUUACCGUCAGCAUGGCUUUCUCAUAAAUCGUAUAUAAGUGUAUGGAUGGGUCAGAAUCUGCUGCUCUGAAU